Molecule: messenger RNA, 1588 nt
Organism: Glycine soja
Lineage: Eukaryota; Viridiplantae; Streptophyta; Magnoliopsida; Fabales; Fabaceae
Product: (S)-2-hydroxy-acid oxidase GLO1-like
Exons: 12
Coding region: 202-1326 (374 amino acids)
Cellular component (GO): peroxisome
Molecular function (GO): oxidoreductase activity; FMN binding
Source: RefSeq, a predicted model, not a curated record
UUUAUUAUUUUCCUCGUGUUUCUUUGGCUCUGUUACAUGAUGUAACAGACUUACAUGCCUUGUGACUCUUUCAUUUUUCUCCAUACCUUUUCUUGUUCCUUCUGAGCUUAAUCGUAUUCCUCACUUCGGCUGCUUGGCAAUCCAAGCCAAAAGGUUCUCAAUUUCAACUUACAGAUCCUGCAGACGUCAUAAGAGAAUCUUAUGAAGAAGGAUAUGAUAACUAAUGUUACCGAGUAUGAGGCAAUUGCAAAGGAAAAAUUGCCAAAGAUGGUUUAUGACUUCUAUGCAUCAGGGGCUGAGGAUCAGUGGACUUUGAAAGAGAACCGAAAUGCGUUCUCAAGGAUUCUGUUCCAGCCGCGUAUUCUUAUUGAUGUAAGCAAGAUAGACUUGACUACAACUGUAAUGGGCUUCAAAAUAUCAAUGCCUAUCAUGAUUGCUCCAACAGCCAUGCAAAAGAUGGCUCACCCUGAAGGAGAAUUAGCUACUGCUAGAGCAGCAUCAGCAGCUGGCACAAUCAUGACACUAUCCUCAACUGCGACUUCCAGUGUCGAGGAGGUUGCUUCAACAGGUCCCGGCAUUCGUUUUUUUCAACUUUAUGUGUUAAAAGACAGAAAUGUGGUUGCUCAGGUUGUGAGAAGAGCUGAAAAAGCAGGUUUCAAGGCAAUUACCCUUACUGUGGACAGUCCAAUUCUUGGUCGUAGGGAGGCUGAUAUCAAAAACAGAUUUACAUUGCCACCAAACCUGGUUUUGAAGAAUUUUGAAGGGUUGGAUCUUGGAAAGCUGAACAAGAUUACAUUCCAGACUAGUGACUCUUUUGCUGCCUCUUAUGCUGCUGAACUAUAUGAUCGGUCACUCAACUGGAAGGAUAUCAAAUGGAUUCAAACAAUCACUUCUUUGCCAAUUUUAUUAAAGGGUGUACUUACUCCUGAAGAUACAAUGAUAGCCAUACAAGCUGGAGCUGCUGGAAUCAUUGUUUCCAAUCACGGAGCUCGCCAACUUGACUAUGUCCCUGCAACUAUUAUGGCUUUGGAAGAGGUGGUUAAAGCUACACAAGGAAGAAUUCCAGUUUUUCUGGAUGGCGGAAUUCGCCGAGGGACAGAUGUUUUUAAAGCACUAGCUCUUGGAGCAGCCGGUGUAUUCAUUGGUAGACCUGUGGUGUUCUCAUUGGCAGCUGAUGGUGAGGCUGGUGUGAGAAAAGUACUUCAAAUGCUUCGUGAUGAGUUUGAAUUAACUAUGGCACUAAGUGGUUGUCGUUCACUCAAGGAGAUAACUCGUGACCAUGUUCUCACAGAGUGGGAUCGUCCAAGAUUUUCUCCCAAGUUAUAAUAUGGCAGGACUCCACCUUCUUCUAUAUUCUAAAAUAGGAGGGAUUUUAGAAUAACCUUUGUUCUUAUUUCAUGCUUUAGUAGAAAUCUUAUGAGUGAGGCGUUAGUCAUCCAUUAGUAAUUGCUACUUCUUUAUUCACUGUACAAAAUAAGUUUCUACUUGAACUCAUUUCAUUGCACUUGGUGCGAUUUGGUAAACUCUAGAAACAUGAUAGCCUAUAAAAUGUACUUUUUUCUUGACAAAAGAUUAAGUUUUAUGAUCA